AUGCAGGGCUUCAACAUGGGGCGCUACGUCCCGCCGGACCUCGAGGGCACGACGACCGGCAACAAGCUGCACAACAAGCACGCCCUCGGCGCGCGCGCCUCCAAGCUCGCCUCCACGGGCGCCCUGACGGUCCGCUUCGAGAUGCCCUUCGCCAUCUGGUGCUCCACCUGCCCGAAGCCCACCAUCAUCGGCCAGGGCGUGCGCUUCAACGCCGAGAAGAAGCGCGUCGGCGCCUACCACUCCACGGCGAUCUGGCAGUUCCGCAUGCGCCACGCCGACUGCGGCGGCGUCAUCGAGAUCAAGACGGACCCGCAGAACACGGCCUACGUCGUCGUGUCCGGGGCGAAGAAGAGGGAUACCGGGGAGGACAACGAAGAUGCCACUCGGGCGGAGGGCGCGAUGGUGAUCAUGACGGAGGAGGAGAGGCAGAAAUUACGGAGCAACGCGUUCGCGAGCUUGGAGAAGACGAUUGAGGACAGGCAGCAGCUCGCGCGGGCGACGGAGCGGAUUGAAGAGCUUGAGGACGUGUCGAAGAGGCAGUGGGACGACCCGUACGCGCGAAACAGGGCGCUGAGGAAGACGUUCCGGGUGGGCAGGAAGGAGCGCGAGAAGGAGGCUGCCGUUGGGGAGGCGCUGAAGGAUAAGAUGAGCCUUGGUAUAGACCUCGUGCCGGUGACGGAGGAGGAUCGGCGGAGGGCGGCGUUGGUCGAUUUCGGGCCGGGGGAUGAUGAUACGGGGGCGGGCAGCAAGGCGUUGGCGAAGCCGUUGUUCUCGUCCGCGGUGGCGGCCGUUUCGAAGUCAAAGAUGGCAUCGGUGAAGGCGUCGAACGGGACGCCAAAAGCGGAGCUGGCGGCCUCGAAAAGGAGGGAGAAUAUCGUGUCUGAGAUCGUGGGCAACACGCGCAUGUCUCGCGACCCGUUCCUGCUGGAGGCGGCGCGGGCGGAGCGCACGCCGGUGAGGAUACCAGGAGUGAAGCGGAAGCGGGAUGUUAAAGAGGAUGGCGACAUUAAAGCGGUCGACGAAGGGCUGAGUUUGCCGCCUACCAAGGCUCUUGUGAGCUAUGAUUCGGAUUCGGACUGA
Colletotrichum karsti is the source of this 1080-nucleotide messenger RNA. Its product is annotated as duf455 domain protein. The record is from RefSeq and is a predicted model, not a curated record. Gene Ontology annotation, cellular component: U2-type spliceosomal complex; post-mRNA release spliceosomal complex. NCBI's taxonomy places the organism in Eukaryota, Fungi, Ascomycota, Sordariomycetes, Glomerellales, Glomerellaceae. The transcript has a single exon. The coding region runs from base 1 to 1080 and encodes 359 amino acids. Gene Ontology annotation, biological process: mRNA splicing, via spliceosome.